Saccoglossus kowalevskii is the source of this 1056-nucleotide messenger RNA. RefSeq lists its product as uncharacterized. The record is from RefSeq and is a predicted model, not a curated record. Lineage: Eukaryota; Metazoa; Hemichordata; Enteropneusta; Harrimaniidae.
AUGUGUGAAGAAGAAAAAAGAGUCGACGCUAGAGACAGUGUAGUAGAACGGGGGAAGAUGAACAAGACGCGCAAUCAAUCGUCUCUAACCAAUCUACCACCGCUUGUGAACGAACCAAGAAAAAGUUUGGACAUCUUGAAUGGUGAUUCUGAGCGAGACUGCGUUGAGCCACUCGCUUCCUCUCCUUCACUAUGUCGUAGAAGACGGCUUUUAAGAUAUGUCUCAGCACCGGAUACAUUGCUUGACGCGGAAGGCAAAGCAGCGAAGACAUCAAGUGAAUCGUCAUCAAUAAGAUCAAUAGAAAACUCAUCGAGACUUCUUCGCCGACUGCUAAAGCAAACCGCGCCACAAUCCCAAGACGAACAACCACCGUCACCUCGUAUCCCAAAGAAGCACUUCUACGAUUAUAGAUCGACCACGUCUUCGGAAACGUCGCCACUGGUGCCACGUAAAAUAGUUUGUGGAUCGUAUGAUUCGACGGGGUUAUCUCCCGUACCAUCGCCGAGAGUGUCACGACGUGGAAUUUCUACGCCGAACCAAAAUCUUGAAAGUUUCCGACGAAUAACACCUGUAAGAGCGUCUCGAACAUUUUGUAUGAGGAGUGCCCAUAAUGCGAACGCUAAUGGGUCUAGCGUUAUAGACAUGCAUGAAUUGAACAACAAGCUGACUAGCUGUGGGAUGAAUGAACAAGCUGUGAAUUCGCCCUACGUGUGUAAUCACGUGACGUCGGGUAACAUACGCUACAGGAACGAGGCGCUCAAUGGGGAGGACUUUGACAAAAUACCGACGAAUAGUUCCGAAGAAGAAACAUCAGCUGUAAAAGAGGAACAUCUUGAGUCAAAGUCCAAUAUCUGUGAAACGUUGGAUGAUAACUGUGUAAACGCACUUGAGACCCACGAGGAACAUAAACAGUACGAUAAGUUAUCUGACACCAGAAUACUAAACUGGUUGAGCGAUAUUGAAAAAGAGAUGCAUCAUGGCGCGGGGGAAUAUGGCGUCCGCCUGCCGACAAUAAAUGAAUUUGCAUAUAAUCACGUGACAUCUGAACGUGAAUGA